Molecule: messenger RNA, 637 nt
Organism: Talpa occidentalis (Iberian mole)
Lineage: Eukaryota; Metazoa; Chordata; Mammalia; Eulipotyphla; Talpidae
Gene: THSD8
Product: thrombospondin type 1 domain containing 8
Exons: 3
Coding region: 104-457 (117 amino acids)
Source: RefSeq, a predicted model, not a curated record
ACGCACGCCAGACCACCGCGCCUGCCAGUAGUGGGGAACUGCAGGCCCCGGGGCCCCGCGAGGAACUUGACCCGGGUGCGCGCAGAGGGCGGUUGAGUCCGGCAUGUUCCGGAGCCCGGCGGUGCUGCCACUGCCGCCUCUGAUGCUUCUGCUGCUGCUGGCGACCCCUGCUCACGUCUCCCCCGACUAUCAUUACUUCGGGGAGCAAGGUGAAGGUGACACCUGGGAGCAGCUGCGACUGCAGCAUCAGGAGAAAGACGUGGAGGACUCCAUCCUUGGCCCGUGGGGAGAGUGGCAAUGUCACUGUGACCUGGGCAAGCAGGAGCGCAGCCGAGAGAUCCUGGGCACUGCUCCAGGCCCAGUGUUCAUGGACCACAAGAACCUGGUGCAAGUGCUGCCCUGUCGGCAACAGGAUUGUUCAUCCUGCAAACCAAUCAACUGUCACUGGAGACCCUGAACCCAGGGGCUUUAGACUCUCGAGUGGCAGGGACCGGGAGUACAAAUGGCCUGAAUCCAGGUAGGGGAUGCCCACAGUCUUGUGGACACCGUAAAUACGUGUGCUGUAGUGCUUGACCUUCUAUGACCUGACAGGGCCUGGUCCUCCAAGACCCACCUCAGUUUCGCAUUAUUUUGCUCU